Messenger RNA from Williopsis jadinii, 840 nucleotides. It is a transcript of the gene BOL2, whose product is annotated as Bol2p. The record is from RefSeq and is a predicted model, not a curated record. Gene Ontology annotation, molecular function: 2 iron, 2 sulfur cluster binding. The transcript has a single exon. Bases 125 to 388 code for a protein of 87 amino acids. Gene Ontology annotation, biological process: intracellular iron ion homeostasis. Gene Ontology annotation, cellular component: nucleus; cytosol. Lineage: Eukaryota; Fungi; Ascomycota; Saccharomycetes; Phaffomycetales; Wickerhamomycetaceae.
AAAAUUUUCCUAAUUUUCCUGUUUUUUUUUUCCCUCUCUAUAAAAACAACACCGCUUAACUGCGAAGAGGUCAUUAACCUGUGACGUUUUAAAAGACAAAUAGAGAAAAUUUUUCAAAGAGAAGAUGGUGGAUGCAGAGUCAUUGAAAUUAAUCAUACAAGAAAGGCUGCAGACAGAUGAAGUGUACGUUGAAGACCUUUCGGGAGGUUGUGGUCAGGCCAUUGCUGUGAUCAUUGUGUCUUCACAAUUCCAAGGGAAGAACAAGUUGGCCAGAUCGAGGUUGGUCAAUUCAUUGCUAAAGGAGGAGAUCGCCGCCAUUCAUGCAUUUCAACAAAAGACAUUUACGCCCGAAGAAUGGGUUACACAGAGGGCUAAUUACAACGUUUGAUUGGUUUGAGAUUGAACGUGCACAUUUCACGUUAUAACAAAUUGUAGAGGUCUGCGUGUGUCUGUCCGAGUGCUCUGUACAGGACAAAGGAUCUGGACGCCUAUUCGUGGACCUCGAGGUGUUACAUUGUAUGCACUGGUGGUGACUAUACAUAUCAUUCCUGUGUUUGAAUUUCAUCUGUUAUCACACCUAUCAAGUGGCAAUGGUCUUGUCUUAUCUACAAUGACUUUAAUGCUUGACAGCUUUUUGCCUCUCCCCUGGGGAUCAAGGGUCCUUUGCAACGAUUGGUAGUUUCCGCCAUGUAGAUAGCGCAACAGGCUGAAUGGGGCUAUGGGGUAUCGCCUAUAUGCUUUAUCAGUCACAUCACACUGUAAUCUCGGUGUAAAUAGUGUGAUCUUUUAGAUAAAAACUUGGUCGGAUUCCCGAUGCCUCCUUGAGUCUUACUUCAAUAG